AUGAAUUACAACAAUGAUGACGACAUGUGGGAUUGGAGGUGCAAUGAGUAUAGUCUUGAAGAUAACACCAAUCUUGAUAUAUCUAAGUGCCUAUUUAAUGAAGAAGUCCCCAAUCAAGGUUUUUCUUACAUGUUGGAAGAUGAAACUACACCAGUAAAGGCUUGCGGAGAUUUGGCGUACCAUGUUAACCCAAUUACAGAAAAAUCGAGUAAGGAUCUGAGUCAAUACAAGGAGGCCUCCCUGCAAGUAAAACGACGUCGAAUGCUACAAUUUGAGCCUGGAGACCUGGACUUGCCAUUUUGCAAUGAGAGCAGUUCAUCCUUGUAUUUAAGAUCAAAGGAAUUAGAGGUGGAUCCUGUUGGAGAUGUAGCGUCUGAGAUGUCUGAAUGGGUUGCUGGAUUUGCAGAAGGCACGUCGGCAUCUGGUGAUGACAUACUUGAUCAUUCAUCUGAAGGGUGGCUCGCUGAUUGCUUUAAUGAUACUGAGAUGCAAUUCAGCACAGCGGACAUUAAUGCUUCUGGUGCAUCUGGUGUGCAAAUUAAUAUAACAGAACUUUGCGGUACAUCAGCGGUAACAAAUGCUGCUCCACAGAGGCCUGUUCGCACCCGGAGAAAUGUCGUUUUUAAAGGUAGAAAAUCAUACAUGCAGACUCCUCCCAAAUUAGCAUCUUCGGUUGUAUAUCCAUUUGCAUUCAUCAAACCUUGUGGUGUUCAUGGGGAUGUAACUCUAAAGGAUAUUAACCAACGGAUACUCAAUCCAACACCAAAACUGAAGCAAAACAAGGAAGACCUCGAGCCCCCUUAUCCUACAUCGGCAUUCUCUGGCAAGCCUGUGGUUGGGAAAACCAAGAUCAGGACUGAAGGUGGAAGCAUUACAAUCAUGAGAACAAAAGGGUGA
Messenger RNA from Oldenlandia corymbosa var. corymbosa, 897 nucleotides. The record is from the annotation of a GenBank genome assembly. Lineage: Eukaryota; Viridiplantae; Streptophyta; Magnoliopsida; Gentianales; Rubiaceae.